AUGGACUUCCCUCUCGAUGCCAGGAGUGGCGCGAUCACCUCGACUCAUGACACUGGUCAAGUUAUCACUGCUGGAGCGGCAUUUCUCAAUGUCCAGGGAUUUGUUGAUGCACCGCGCGAGAUUCAGAUUUCAUCACAAAUGCCUCACCAAGUCAGUGGCUUCAUCCGUCAUAGCCAGCCCAUUGGCGAGAAUAGUCACCAACCACUGCCGAACGUUACUCUCCGUCAAGACGCAAUGACUGCCCCAUCCGGGAAUGGCGACCGUCAUGUCGAUAGCUCUGCAUUGCCUCUCCGAGACAGAUCCUUACAUUCGAGCGCUCAGGUCCCGGUGUCUCCCAGCUCCCCUCAUGUUGUCGACAUACAGAACAGCAAUAGUCAAGAUGAUACCCCCCCUCUCGCAUCCGACUCCGACACUCAGUCAGAUACUGGCGACUCAGAUGACGAAGAUUACGACAGCAGUAGCAGCAUGCCUGUCUUGCAGUCCGUGUCCGACUCUUCAGAAUCUGAGCUUGACGCCUCCGACUCUGAUGACUCGGCAUGGGACGAACCAGCUUCUCAACGUCAGCCUCUGAUCACUCCAGUUACAGCUGCCGGUGCAGUACGGGCUGGCCCUUCAUACAUAAUCAGUCCACAACGACAGGCUGGCCUUCCAUCAUAUACAACUAGAGAUAUUUUCGAGUCGGAAGAUGAUGAUGAUGAUGACGACGAGGACGAGGACGAAGAUGAAGACGAACCUGACGUUGAAGAUGAAGACAUCUUCGAUCUGGAGGAUUACCUGGCCCAUGGUGGUUUCUUGAAUAAUCCUCCGCCUCUAGACAUCCCCUUUAACCGACAUCUCAGAUCUCGAGAUCUCCUUGACUUGCUUCUCUCUCCGCGCCGCAAUGCUGUGGACAACGACCCCGUACGCGCGGAAACCCUAUUGGAAGGACUAGAAGUGAUACCCGAGGAACUUGUCCGCCGAUACGAGAAGCUGCGAUGUGGUCAUGGCGAAGACAACGACGGGUGUGCCAUCUGUCGUGACGAGUUCUUCCUCGAUUAUGUCAUGGAGCCAAUAGAACAGAAAUCGUCGGCGAGUGAUUGUGCUUUUUUUGAAGCGCUUCCCUUCCAUAUGCCUCCGUGCCAGAUCCUCGCAUUUCCGUGCCCAGGGAGACAUUUGUUCCACAGUGAUUGCCUUUCCCCUUGGCUUGCGCGCAAGACGACAUGCCCAUCUUGCCGUUUCGAUAUCGAUCCCGAGUCGCUGACACUGCGUAUACCUGGGUCAUCCAUGCUUGAUUUUGAUGGAAGGCCAAGGGCACCAUUUCCGAAGAGGUGGGAACCUCCACGAGUGAGUAGACUGAAAGAAUGGUUGGAGCAGGAAGAGCUUGCGCGUCGAAAUGGAGCGAAUUGCUCGAAGCCCGUGCCAGUCGAUCAAGAUGAUGGAGCUGACGCCGACGAUGAACUAGACGAACGAGAAGAGGUUUGGGCUGAUGUUGAAAGACAAGCGUUGAAUUCUGGACAAACUUCGCCGCCACCAGAUGCAUUCAGUGACCGUCACACGCCGUCGUUUUCCCAAAUUCCGCCUCUGCCUCCACCUUUGCCUCAUAACCUUGGACAAUACCCCCGCCAUUAUGCCGCCAUGCUGACCAGGGACCUGCGCGAGGCUGGGUUAGAGGAUGUGUUCACGCGUGCUUCACGCAGGGUGCGCGUGAGCUUCGGUGUGCAGACCCCGCCCUCGUUUAUGCCUCGAGAGCACCCCGGGUCCGGGCCCGCCAGUGCAGGCGCGCAGGCUGAUUUAGAUUGA
This is a messenger RNA of Fibroporia radiculosa, 1779 nucleotides long. RefSeq lists its product as uncharacterized. The transcript has 3 exons. Gene Ontology annotation, molecular function: ubiquitin protein ligase activity. Gene Ontology annotation, biological process: protein ubiquitination. The record is from RefSeq and is a predicted model, not a curated record. Bases 1 to 1779 code for a protein of 592 amino acids. Lineage: Eukaryota; Fungi; Basidiomycota; Agaricomycetes; Polyporales; Fibroporiaceae. Gene Ontology annotation, cellular component: cytoplasm.